UCCACUUACAUCCUACUCCAGAUUACACGAUGGCCGACGACAUUGUCGAGAAGGCCAACAUCACACACGAUGAGGAGGUCGGCCAUGUCGCUACUCUAUCACCAGAGGAGCUGGCGAUUGAGCGCAAGCUCCGGCGGCGCAUUGACAGUAUUAUCAUGCCGUUGGUGAUUCUUGUGUAUCUAAUGAAUUACAUUGAUAGAAACAACUACCCGGCCGCAAAACUGCAAGGCCUCCCAGAAGACCUCGGCCUGGUCGGGAACCAAUACCAAGUAGGGUUGUCGAUUCUUUUCGUCGGCUAUAUCCUCAUGCAAGUCCCUUCAAACCUGCUCCUGAACUACAUGGGCCGCCCGUCGCUUUAUCUCGGCUUCUUCAUUGUCGCCUGGGGUCUGGUGUCCGCCGUCACCAGCCAGGUCACAAACUACGCCGGGAUCGUCGCCUGCCGCUUCAUCCUCGGUCUGGUAGAGGCUCCAUUCUUUGCUGGAGUGCUGUUCUACUUGUCUAAAUGGUACACCAAGAAGGAGCUGGCUCUGCGGAUGAGUAUUUUCUAUUCCGGCUCCUUGCUCAGCGGUGCUUUCGGAAACCUCAUCGCAGCCGGCAUUCUCGAUGGCCUGGCAGGCGCGCGCGGCCUGUCCGCCUGGCAAUGGCUGUACAUCAUCGAAGGCGCAAUCACCUGUUUUAUUGGUCUAGUGGUCUGCGUCGUGCUCCCGGACUUCCCUGAAAACUGGCGCCUGCUCCCCGAGGAAAUGAAGCACGUGGCCGUCAAGCGUCUUGCGAUUGAAGCUGCUCAGGCAGACGUUGACAAAGCCGGUAAAGGGAGCCAAGUCAAGGGCCUCAAGAUGGCAUUUGCAGACAUCAAGACCUACGCUCUGGCUAUCGCCUACAUGGCCAUCACCGGCGCCAGCGGGUUCCAGAACUUUUUCCCGACACUGACCGACACGCUGGGGUACAAUAAAACCAUCUCCCUCCUUCUGGUCGCACCGCCCUACAUCUUUAUGGUCAUCUACUCCCUCAUCCAUUCGCACCUUUCCGACCGCUACCAAUCGCGCUUCUGGUUCUUCGUUUACCCCAUCCCCAUCACCAUCAUCGGGUUCGUCAUCUUCAUGACAACUGACGGUUUCGGACCCCGUUACUUCUCCUUCUUCCUCAUGAUCUUCGUUUUCGCCCAGAACGGCACCGUCUAUUCCUGGGUUGCGGGUGCCAUUCCCCGGCCGCCGGCAAAGCGCGCCGCCGCGUACGCGUUCAUCAACUCCGUCGGCAACUCGGCCAGUAUUUGGACGCCAUUCACUUACCGCGACUCAGACGGGCCGUAUUACCGCCCGGCCAUGGGUGUUUGCAUUGCUCUCCAGGUGAUCGGAGGGCUCAUGGCGAUCUUCAUGUACUUCCAUCUCAAGUCGUUGAAUAAGCGCCAGGAACGAUUUGAGGAUGUCGAUGCGGUCUUGACGGAGAAGGAUCAGAAGGUAUUGGAGAAGAUCGCGGAGAGAGAGGGCAUUGACAUCGCGGCUGCAAGGGAGUUGCAGAGCGGGUUCCGGUAUGGUCUGUAACAUGUAUAUACUUUCACCGUACUG
Messenger RNA from Aspergillus nidulans FGSC A4, 1565 nucleotides. RefSeq names its product putative MFS transporter. The transcript is spliced from 2 exons. Gene Ontology annotation, cellular component: membrane. The coding region runs from base 30 to 1541 and encodes 503 amino acids. The record is from RefSeq and is a predicted model, not a curated record. Gene Ontology annotation, molecular function: transmembrane transporter activity. Lineage: Eukaryota; Fungi; Ascomycota; Eurotiomycetes; Eurotiales; Aspergillaceae. Gene Ontology annotation, biological process: transmembrane transport.